UCACAAGGACCCCGAGGAUAACCCAGUGAAGGAUCAUGACAGUGCUUGCCAUGGUGUUCCAAAAGCGUUGACAAGAGCAGGUUGGAGUCUGAUCGAUGACACGACCUAGCCCUAUCGAGAGUCCACCAAAUGGCGAGAUGGGUGCUGUCGUAGUGCCCCACUAGUCGCCGAAGUUGCGGUGUUGCAGGAGCAGAUCCGCAGGGGAGUCUCCAGCCUCGGGCUCAAGUUGAUCACUUGGCGCAUAUGGUGAAGGCAAAUUUGGAGGAAUCAAGAUGAUAAUACUAGGUUUGCGCAUACUUAGGCUUGGGCGUUCAGUCGGUGUUCAGAAAGGGCUUCGGAUCGACAGAAUGUCGUGCGGUCAAUGUCCUGAUUGAUCAUCAUCUGUCGCCAGGAUUUGGUCUUGUGCCUCGGCUUUCCAGUGCUACGCCUAGAGCACUCCAAUAUCCCUGAUGCUCGACUCUGAUUGCUUCAAUCUGUCAUACAACCUAUUGCAUUCUGGACUCGAGCGGUUGUAACGUGUUUUGCUCCACCCCGACGGAGGAUGUUACAAUUCGCACAGGUUGAUCGAAUGCGACGGCCUGUGGAUUUCAAGUGCAAUUCCCUGGAGCGGCUUUAGUUAGACCUUCAUGUAUGCUCAGGAGGCCGUGCAGUUCUUAGGAUUAGGAGAGCCCAGAAUGGUUAAAAAAUUAAUGCAAGCCGAGCCUGAGGAUACGAACUAUCUCUUAAACCCUUUCCUCAAGUCUCACAAUGUAAGAAUCUUGGGUAGCGGAGACGAGUGGCUGGUGUUCGGGCACGGCUUCGGUAGUGAUCAAUCCGUCUGGCAGCUAAUCGUUCCUCACUUCGCAAAGAGCUACAAGAUUCUUCUCUUUGACUUGAUGGGCGCUGGGUCCACCAAUCCUCACAGCUUCACCUUCUCUCGUUACAACACUCUCUACGCCCACGCGGACGACUUACUGACGAUUCUCGAUGAGUUGGGCAUCGACAGCUGCACAUACAUUGGGCAUUCCAUGUCUGGCAUGAUAGGAUGCAUAGCGUCAAUUGAGAGGCCGUCCGUCUUCAAGAAGCUCGUUCUCAUAGCGACUUCACCGAGGUACAGUAACGACGGAGAUUACAUCGGAGGGUUUGAGAUGGAGGAGCUUCAUGAGCUGUUCGCCGCCAUGCGGUCAAAUUUCAUAGCCUGGAUUACUGGAUUCUCACCCAAGGCCGUGGGAUCCGAUAUCCAGAGCUGGCCAGUUCAAGAGUUCAGCCGCACACUCUUUAAUAUGCGACCAGAUAUUGCCCUUAGUAUCUGCAAGACAUGCUUCGCAAGCGACCUCCGCCCUCUCAUUCCACAGGUUGGAUCCACUAUUUAUCACCCCAAUUCUUGUACAAUUACCAGUUUGUUCUCAUCCAUCGUGUAAUUGUCUUUAAUUUCUUGUCGGUUUGGUACAAGUGACGAUUCCAUGCUAUCUAGUGCAAAGUGGAGUUGAUGCAUCCCUGUCCAUCAAAGUGGUGAAGUAUAUGGCUGCUAACCUCGGCGGCAUGUCGCAUGUCGACAUUCUGCAAGACAUCCAAGGUCACUUGCCUCAUCUUGCCCACCCUGAAGCGGUGAUCGCUAUGCUUCAACGUGCGUUUCAAUGGAGUGGGUGAUGCUGCAAGUGAAUCCUCACUUCUCCAUACUGUGGACGAUGUAGCAGUCAUCACCGACCAACAGGUCUUAACUUAGCAUCGGAAACCGAAAAAAACGAUCUGCAGUUCACGUUCUCUAAACACUUCCGUUUGGUGUCGUGUAUUAUUUUUGUGGAACAAGAUCUGUGUCCCCCUAAACUACUUCGCUGACAGUGAUCAGCGUUCAGGAUGUGAAACUGGUUUUAUCUCUGGAAUGAUGGAUGCUUUCACAGAA
Molecule: messenger RNA, 1882 nt
Organism: Physcomitrium patens
Lineage: Eukaryota; Viridiplantae; Streptophyta; Bryopsida; Funariales; Funariaceae
Product: karrikin insensitive 2 receptor CA
Source: RefSeq, a predicted model, not a curated record